UUCGCGCAGCAACCGGAAGCAGUAUUAUGGUAAUUACCCACAACCGCCUGCUUCAGUCGAGAAGUUUUUCGUUUGUUUAUUGACUGAAUUCAGGAGGUAUUUCGCAUUUUUUUUUGAGCGUUUUUAUUUCUUUUCUAAAUAUCUUGUAAAAGAGCUGCAAUGGCGCAGUAUAAAGGAGCGGCAAGUGAAGCGGGGAGAGCGAUGCAGCUCAUGAAGAAGAGAGAAAGAGAGCGAGAACAGCUCGAGCAGCUCAAACAGAAGAUAGCAGAGGACAAUAUGGUGAAGUCCAACAUUGAUAAAAAGUUCUCAGCUCAUUAUGAUGCUGUGGAGCAAGAGCUCAAGUCCAGCACUGUUGGUCUGGUGACACUGAAUGACAUGAAAGCGAAGCAGGAAGCUCUGGUCAAAGAACGAGAGAAACAGCUUGCCAAGAAGGAGCAGUCAAAAGAGCUACAGCUGAAGCUUGAGAAACAGAAGGAGAAGAAAAGAAAGGAAGAGCAGAAAAGGAAGAUUGCCAGUUUAUCCUUCAAUCCAGAUGAAGGCGCGGAAGAAGAGGAGGAAGAGGAAACUGAGGAGGAGAUUUGCAUACCUGCAAAGAAGAAAAAACUAGGGAAGAACCCAGAUGUGGACACCAGUUUCCUGCCAGAUAGGGACAGAGAGGAAGAAGAAAAUCGUUUAAGAGAGGAACUCAGGCAGGAGUGGGAAAGAAAACAAGAGAAGAUCAAAAGUGAAGAAAUUGAAAUCACUUUCAGCUACUGGGAUGGCUCAGGGCAUCGAAAAACUGUCAAGAUGAAGAAAGGCAGCACAAUUCAACAGUUUCUCCAAAGAGCCCUGGAAGUUUUGAGAAAAGACUUCAGUGAGCUGAGGUCAGCAGGAGUGGAGCAUCUAAUGUAUAUUAAAGAGGAUUUGAUAAUCCCACAUCAUCACAGUUUCUAUGAUUUCAUUGUGACUAAAGCAAGAGGCAAAAGUGGGCCCCUUUUCAGUUUUGAUGUGCAUGAUGAUAUUCGGCUGGUGAACGAUGCCACAGUUGAGAAGGAUGAGUCUCAUGCGGGAAAAGUGGUGCUGAGGAGCUGCACUCCCUCAGCUGCUGUUGUUUUCACUCCCAACCCUUUGCCUACCUCCUCCCCCACCGUUCCACCCCUUCCGCUUUCACUCAACUGA
Molecule: messenger RNA, 1158 nt
Organism: Sinocyclocheilus grahami
Lineage: Eukaryota; Metazoa; Chordata; Actinopteri; Cypriniformes; Cyprinidae
Product: protein FAM50A-like
Exons: 12
Coding region: 160-1158 (332 amino acids)
Biological process (GO): chromatin organization
Cellular component (GO): nucleus
Source: RefSeq, a predicted model, not a curated record